Gossypium raimondii (Peruvian cotton) is the source of this 1440-nucleotide messenger RNA. Its product is annotated as syntaxin-31. Gene Ontology annotation, biological process: endoplasmic reticulum to Golgi vesicle-mediated transport; vesicle fusion; intracellular protein transport. Gene Ontology annotation, molecular function: SNARE binding; SNAP receptor activity. NCBI's taxonomy places the organism in Eukaryota, Viridiplantae, Streptophyta, Magnoliopsida, Malvales, Malvaceae. Gene Ontology annotation, cellular component: Golgi membrane; SNARE complex; endomembrane system. The transcript is spliced from 6 exons. Bases 131 to 1156 code for a protein of 341 amino acids. The record is from RefSeq and is a predicted model, not a curated record.
GAAUUUUGUUCUGAUUUUUUCUCAGGUAACCGUUUCUCUCCAAUUCCUUAAUAUAAAUCCUUUCACCGGCAGCCGCCAACCAAAUCUCCCUUUCUCCGGCCGACUUAAACGGCGCCGUUUCCCUCCGCCCAUGGGGUCCCCGUACAGAGAUCGGACCGCCGAGUUCCGAUCACUAUCCCAAACGCUUCAAAAGCUCGGCGGAGGGAUCUCAACCGUCAAUCAUAAUAAUAAUCAUCUCCAAGACGACCACGUUUCUAAACUACUGCCGUCUCCAUCCUCCAGAUCUGAGUUCAAUAAAAAGGCUUCUUUAAUCGGGUCGGGUAUCCAUGAAACCUCUCAAAAGAUUGGUCGACUUGCUAAAUUGGCGAAAAGGUCAUCAAUGUUCGAUGAUCCGCUUGUUGAAAUACAAGAACUGACUGCUUUGAUAAAAACUGAUAUUACCACCUUGAAUAUGGCACUUUCUGAUUUACAAACACUUCAAAACAUGGAGAUUGCCGAUGGGAAUUACUCCGAGGAUCGAAUUGUUCAUUCGACGACUGUUUGUGAUGACUUGAAGAACAAGUUAAUGGGUGCUACAAAGCAUUUUCAAGAAGUGUUGACUGCAAGAACUGAGAAUAUUAAAGCUCAUGAAAAUAGGAAACAGUUAUUCUCCAAAAGUACAAUAAGAGAGAACCCGUUUCAACAUCAAACGAGAUCCGUAGCUGAGCCACCUCCUUGGUCUAGUUCUUCAAAGGUCCCCACGAGUUCACCACUGUUAGGACCGCCACCAAAUGGAGUUCAAGCUGGAAGCCAACUGAGACGAAGGCCAGCUGUGGAUGGCACGCCUUCAAACCACAUGGAAAUGCCUAUGUUGCAACAGGUAGUUCCCAGGCAAGAGGAAUACUCUCAAGGUAGAGCAGUUGCACUUCAAAAUGUCGAAUCUACAAUUUCAGAACUUAGUGGGAUCUUUACACAUCUAGCUACAAUGGUUGCACAUCAAGGAGAACUAGCUAUCAGGAUUGAUGAAGAUAUGGAUCAAUCAUUAGCUAAUGUCGAAGGUGCUCGUAGUGCUCUAUUGAGGCAUCUUAACCAAAUAUCAUCAAAUAGAUGGCUUUUAAUCAAGAUAUUUGCUGCAAUCAUCUUUUUUCUAGUGAUCUUCAUCAUCUUUGUAGCUUGAAGUGGUGACUUUGAGAUUCCGACGUAUACUUCUUAUAACCACAUGGCUUCGAGAUUCUUGUAAGUGUUACUUUGUCAUAUUUUGUAUAUUCAAUUGGCUCUGCCGUGAUUUUCAUAUGGUCCUAACUUGUAAAAAGUUGCAGGCAUCUAGCUAUGUUGAAAGUAGCAAAACUCCACCAUACCUUAGUGCUUGUAACCAUGCCAUCUUGUGCUUAAAGAGCUUGUUCGCGAUAAUUUGAUAUCAUGUCAUAUGAUUAUUAUAAUCCAAAAUGAUUCAUUUUCUUA